Messenger RNA from Scleropages formosus (Asian bonytongue), 5483 nucleotides. RefSeq names its product glutathione synthetase (gene gss). Gene Ontology annotation, molecular function: glutathione binding; ATP binding; glutathione synthase activity. Lineage: Eukaryota; Metazoa; Chordata; Actinopteri; Osteoglossiformes; Osteoglossidae. The transcript has 13 exons. Gene Ontology annotation, biological process: glutathione biosynthetic process. The record is from RefSeq and is a predicted model, not a curated record. Bases 229 to 1650 code for a protein of 473 amino acids. Gene Ontology annotation, cellular component: cytosol.
CGUGCUGCUGGGCUUGUGCCGCAAGUUCAGUUCCUAGCUGCUGGCCGUCUGAGUCGGCAUUGAUUGAUUUGUCGUAGUUGUGUUCCACACACAGCCGUGUCGUUACUGGUUUUCUGUCUGUGCGUGUGUACUUUUUUUUAUAAAAGAUACGCGAUCAUACAGCAAGCUCAUACGCCGUACGCAGCAGUGUAGAGAAUUGGUCUCAGACAUAAAGCCAGUGGAGGUGCAAUGGCGGCCGAAGCGGUUCCAGAGGAGGUGCUCUUGAACAAUGACCUGAUCAAGGAGCUGGUGGAGGUGGCCAAAGACACGGCUCUUCUCCAUGGGCUGCUCUUAAGGACCAAGGAGAGCCCCUACUCUUCAGAGGUGGUGAGCUACAUCCCGUUUACCCUUUUUCCGACGCCAGUUCCCAGAGACCUCUUCCAGCAGGCACUUCAGGUUCAAACCCUCUUCAACCAGCUUGUGGACAAGAUCAGCAGGGAUUCCUGCUUCCUGGAGGAGGCUCUGGCUGGGCCGAUCAAAGUGGAUAUGUUCACAGCACGGCUCUUCCAGAUAUACCGUACUGUACAGCAGGAGGCCUGUGCUCAGUCAAUAGCUUUGUGCUUGAAUCGCUCUGACUAUAUGCUGGACUUGAGACCGGAUAGAAACGCCACGCUGAAGCAGAUUGAAAUCAACACCAUCGCUGCCAGCUUUGGUGGGCUCGCUUCACGAACCCCAGAUGUUCACAGACACAUCCUGAAAGUUGCGGGUCUGCCGGAGCACUCGAAGAGAGUGCUGGACAACAACCCAGCAGCUGGGCUCGCUUCCGCUCUUGCCAAAGCCUGGGAGUUGUAUGGCUCGGUGAAGGCUGUGGUUAUGUUUCUGGUGGAGGAUAUCCAAAGGAAUAUCUUUGAUCAUCGAUGUAUAGAAAAUGAGCUAUGGAAGAGGAACAUUCCAGUAAUACGGAGGCGGUUCAGUGAUGUGUUUAAGACAGGAUUGCUGGAUCAGGACAAGAAACUCUUUGUGGAUGGCAAAGAGGUUGCAAUUGUUUAUUUUCGCCAUGGUUACAUGCCUGAUAACUAUACAGAACAGAGCUGGGAAGUCCGUCUUAUGAUGGAGCGCUCUCAGGCUGUGAAGUGUCCUGAUAUCGGCACCCAGCUGGCUGGCACUAAGAAGGUCCAGCAGGUACUGGCCCAACCUGGAGUUCUGGAGAGGUUCUUCCCCAAUGAGCCAGAAGCUGUUGCCCGAAUCCGAGCAACCUUUGCAGGCCUGUACACCAUGGACAUUGGAGAAGAAGGAGACAGAACAGUGGCCAUGGCCUUGGCAAACCCUGAGAAGUUUGUUUUGAAACCCCAGAGAGAGGGUGGUGGAAAUAACAUCUACGGCGAGGAAAUCUGCCGUGUGCUGCAGGAGAAAUCUGAGAGGGUAGCCUACAUUCUGAUGGAUAAGGUUAAUCCCCAGCCAUCAAGGAACUAUCUGCUGCGCCAUGGCAGUCCUGUGAAACUCGCCACCUGCCUGAGCGAACUGGGUAUCUUUGGUGCCCACAUCAGACAGGGGACUGAUGUGGUGUGGAACCAGUGUGCUGGACAUCUGCUUCGAACCAAGAGUGCUGAAUAUGCUGACGGAGGAGUAGCAGUGGGGGUGGCUGUGCUGGACAAUCCCUUUCUAGUCUGAGGAGUUUUCACACACUAACUUCACAUCAUGUCUAACGGACCAGAAAAUACCAAAGGUGCUCUUUUGUAAUCUGAUGUAGUGCCGAUGCAUCCUGCAAAUGGUGACAGAUAAGCGUGAAGAAAAAUCACAAUGAACUUUUUUUUUUUAUAUAUAUAUAUAUAUAUCAAGCACUUUACCAUUAAUGGAAUUUCAAAAAUUGACUUUUUAUCAAGUGCUUUACCAUUCAUGACAUAUUUACCUUCUCUUUAGAGGAAAGCAAUUAAGACCAGUUAAUUGUGAACAACCUCUAGUGUCGAACCACUGCUUAACUCACCAUGGACGUCAUAUUUCUCCAUGUCUAUAAACAGUGAUUGUCUAACGGUUAAGAGUUUGGUAAAAUAGUAGAAAGGCAGCAUGCUGUGAGCUAAAGUGGUGCAUCUUAUUUUAAUGCUGAACACACACGAGUCAUGACAUCACAGGCAUUUUUACUGUUGCGUUAAUCCUUAUUUAAUUCGCAUCUCUUUCUAAGAUGACUUAAAAUGGUUCAUGUGUACAGUACAGAAGUACUACUUACAAGGUCAACCAUGAGCUGCCUUUGUGCAACCAGAAAGCAGUCUGACAGUGCCUCUUACAUGCGGUAAUUGUACAACUCAGAACUUAAGAAGAAGGUGGGGACUUUAACAUUAAUUUUGACCUUUUUCUCAGAAAAUGCAUGACUAGAAGAUGGAAAAGUUUUGUAAAUGCUGCAGAACGUGAUAAAGUAUACAAGUAGUCUUUAAUGCCUGAUUACCGUUCCAUCUGCUGUACGAUCCGCUGUCAGGUUAAACCCUUGUUAGUGUCUGUGGAUUGUACAGUUUUGGUGGUGUAAUGGUUUAAUCAGACAUGGAGAAAUUGUGUAUAAAUUUUAUUGAUUUUGACAUCUGUCAAUCAUGUAAAAGAUUUGACAAAACAGAAAAAUGAAGAAUAAUUUAUUGAAAAUUUGUAGUGCGGCUUAAAACAUUUCUGCAUCUGAAGAUUUUGUGCCUGUGGGCUAAUACAGCACAUUCAGAAAGUAUUCAAGACCUUCACUUUUUUCACAUUUUCUUUGUUGCAACCUUAUUGAAAAAUUGUUUAAUUUUUUCCCCUCAAUUUAUACUCUACCUCAGUGACAUGGUGAAAACUGAAUUUUAGCAUUUUUUUUUUUCCCAAAUUUAUUAAAGUUAUAUCCCAUUGCCAUAGGUCUUCAGACUCUUUGCUAUGACACUUGAAAUUUAGCUCAGGUACAUCCCAUUUCUAUUAAUCAUCUUUCAGAUGAUUCUAUACCUUGUUUGGCACCCACCUGUGGUAAAUUCAAUUGAUUGGACACAAUUUGGAAAGGCGCACACCUGUCUUUUGAUAUAAACGGCUUUUCACUUAUAUGAGCAGACAGGAGUGGAAAUUCUGGAAAAAGCCGGUGAGUGGGAGGUAUGUGUUUUACAUAAAUGAGCAAUGGUGUUGUCAAUAUUCUGUUAAACUGGUAUUAUGUAAUAAUGACUUUGAACUGCUGGGUAUUGGGUUGAGACUAUUUUACCUUCCUCGGGAAUUUGGUUGCUUAUGUUCCACCAAGUAGCGUAGUGCAUCAGGCUGCUGCUUCAAUACCGGGUAGUGUGUGCAGUUUACAGCUACAGUCUCCCGAUGCUCCCACCAUUGUCCUUGGUGAUUUUAACACCUGCAACCUGGAGAAAACUUUGCCAGGAUUUCAACAGGUGGUAGCGUGCAGAACGAGGAAGGAUAACAUACUGGACAAAUGUUACAUAAACAUUAGUAAAACCUACCAAUCUAGAAGCAAACCCCCAAUAGCCAAUUCUGAUCAUAAUGUGGUGCAUCUUCUUCCAACUUAUCGGACCAAACUAAAAAGCAGUAAACCUUUGAAAAGGGUGGUAAGGCACUAGACACAAGACAGCAAAGAGGUUUUGGGAGCCUGUUUUGACUGUACGGACUGGGAGGUGCUGAGGGAGGGCACUUUGGACUCAGCAUGCUCAGUUACAACUGAUUAAUUUUUGUGUUGAGUCUCUUUUUCCUAUAAAAACAAUUAAGGUGUACCCUAAUAACAAAUCCUCCAUAACUAAAGAUAUUAAAUGUAUAAUGUAUCAGAGGGAAAAUAGCCUUUAAAAAUAAGGACAAACUGGAGCUGAAAAAGAGGGACAAGGAGGUGAGGCAAAGAAUAUUCAUAAGAGAUAUCUAGAAGAGUCUUUUAAGGCUAAUAACCCCAGAAAAAUGUGGGAGACCAUGAAAAGCAUGGCAGGUAUGCCCAGCAAACAACGGAAGUCGUUGGUAACAAACAACGAGGUGGCCUCUGCUGUAGAGCUGAAUACUUUUUUCACCUGGUUUGAGACCUCUAGGACUGUAGAGAGUUGCAGUGAUGUACUGAGAUCAGUACUUAUAAGGCCUGGUGAUAGAGUGAAAAUCUCAGUAGGACAGGUGGCCAGCGCAUUUAGAAAUCUUAAUGAACGUAAGUCCACCGGCCCCGACAACAUCAGUGCCUCUGUUUUGAAGAACUACAGGGAGGAGCUCGCCCCUGUGUGGCAGCCCAUUUUCUAGCAAUCGCUGGAUAUACACACGGUCCCCACAGCCUGGAAAACUUCCCAUGUAAUACCACUUCCUAAGAAAAAAUGUCGUAAAGAGUGUAAUGAUUAUCGACCUGUAGCUCUUACUUCUGUAUUGAUGAAAUCUCUCGAAAAAAUUAUCUUCCAUUUGCUCUCUGUCUAUUCAGGGAAAAUUAGACCCUUACCAGUUUGCUUACAAGCACAAGCGCAGUGUUGAAGAUGCAGUAGCCACCCUCAUGUAUCUUGUUUUAAAGCAUUUGGAUACACCAAAAAGCAAACCCUAGGCUAGGGUAUUGUUUAUCGAUUUUUCUUCGGCAUUUAAUACAAUCAAACCAGACUUGCUGCUCUCCAAAAUGCACCAGUUGGGGAUAAAUUCAUGUCUCAUUCAUUGGUACAGUUCUUUUCUCACUAACACAUCAGCUGGUUAAAAUUAAUAACACAUACUCCCCCUUGCGUAUAACAAGCACUGGUGCUCCUCAAGGUUGUGUCAGUUCACCGCUGUUAUUUACUAUUUACACCAAUGAUUGUGUCAUCAGUACGCCUAAUCAUCUCAUCAAAUUUUCUGAUGACACAGCAUUGGUAGCACUGAUGACUGAGGGGGAGAAGCCAGACUCUUAUUCUGACAGUGUGAACACAGUGGUCCAAUGGUGUACCCAGAACGCCCUUAUUUUAAAUCCCCAUCAAAACAGAGGAAAUCCUUUUUGGAUCCACACGGUUCACAUCAGUCCCCGUCACCAUUCACAACAAACCUAUAAAGCAGUCCUCAACUUCCAAAUAGCUGGGAGUGUAUGUGGAUAAUGCCCUAUCUUGGUCAUAUCAUGUGGAUUACAUGUGUAAUAAGGUCCAACAGAGAAUCUACUUUCUGAGGAGACUCAUGUUUUGGUGUCAGCAAGGAGAUUCUUUAUUCUUUUGUUCCACAAUUUGCAGCAUUCUGCUAUAUGGAAGCCCGGUUUGGCUAAGCAGAAUUUUUCUAAGACUGCUGAGUAUUUGCUCAAAGAUGGUGGGUCAUUCUUUGGUAAAUUCUUUCUUCGACAGUUGCACCAAGCAUACCCUCAAAUUGGUGGAGAAGAUCAGUUCAGACCAUUCUCGUGUUCUACGUGAGCAGUUUCAGCUUCUGCCCUCUGGGAGGCGUUUUAGGGUGCCAGACUAAGAAGAAUAAGUACAAACAUUCUUUUAUUCCUCAUUCUAUCACAUUACUGAAUCAACAGAGCAGGUCAAGGAGGUAAACCCCCCCUACCCUAUGCAUGCAUAUUUGCGCGCGCACACACACACAUAUAUACAUGCACAUAC